Molecule: messenger RNA, 1699 nt
Organism: Anolis sagrei ordinatus
Lineage: Eukaryota; Metazoa; Chordata; Lepidosauria; Squamata; Anolidae
Source: RefSeq, a predicted model, not a curated record
CCCUCCCUCCCCUCUAAUCUCCGGUCCACCCUCCACACGCACAUCUCUCUCUCAUUCUGCCCACGCCUCGCGGCCCCUUUAAUCCCAUGCCUCCGCCGCCGCCGCCGUCGCGCCGCUCUCCGUGGUGCUGAAUCCCUGUCCUGCAAAGUUCGCCCCGCCGCCCAGAGGCCCCGGCCGCCCUUCCUCCUCCUCCUCUUCCUCUCCUCUCCCUUCCUUGGAGUCGGAGCUCUCUCUCCAGGGUCUCCUCGGGGGCCCCGGAGGGCUUGGAGGAAUUGGGCGCGCCCCGAUGCCUCCCCCACCCCGUCCCACGCAGGAGGCCGGCAGGAGCGCGCGUGGGCGAGUUGGUGGCGGGACGGAGAGGAGGCUGAGCUGAGAGGAAGAGGAGGAAGAAGAAGAGGAGAAGAAGGAGAAGAAGAAGAAGGAGAAGAAAGAGGAGAAAGAGAACAAGAAGGAGAAGAAGAAGGAAAGAGGAGAAAGAUAACAAGGGAGAAGGAGAAGGAGGAGGAGGAGGAGGGUAACGGUGCGGACGGAGAGGAAGGAAAGAAAGAAAGAGAGAGAGAGAGAGGGAAGAAAGGAAAGAAGAAAGAGAAGAGGGCAGAGCAGACCUCCAGAGGCCUCAAAGAAAGGGAGAAAGCGAAUCUCCAGAGACCCCAAAGAAAGGGAGAAAGUAGAUCUCCAGAGACCCCCCUAAAGAGAGAAAGCAGAUCUCCAGAGACCCCAAAGAAAGGGAGAAAGCAGAGCUUCAGAGACCCCAAAGAAAGGGAGAAAGCAGACCUCCAGAGACCCCAAAGAAAGGGAGAAAGCAGAUCUCCAGAGACCCCAAAGAAAGGGAGAAAGCAGACCUCCAGAGACCCCAAGGGAAGGGAGGAAGCAGACCUCCAGAGAGCAGAAGGAAAGAGGAGCAGAGCCCCAAAGGAAAAGGAGACAGAUCCAAAGGAAAGGGAGGCAUCCCAGGCUUCUAAAGACCCCAAAGAAAGGGGACAGACCAAACGCCCAAGAUCCCAAAGGGAAAGGGAUCAGAGCAGACUUCCAGAGAGAAGGAAUAGCGGGGAAACAGAUCUCCAGAGUCCAGGAGGAAAGAGGGGCAGAGCCCCAAAGGAAAAGGAGACAGACCCGAAGGAAAGGCUUCCAGAAACCCCAAAGAAAGGGGACAAACCAAACGCCCAAGAUCCCAAAGAGAAAGAGAUCAAAGCAGACUCUUAGAGACGAGAAAGAAUAGCGAGGAAACAGAUCUCAGAGUCCAGAAGGAAAGAGAAGCAGAGCCCCAAAGGAAAAGGAGACAGAUCCAAAGGAAAGGGGGUCAUCCCGGACUUCCAAAGACCCCAAGGAAAGGGGACAGAUCCAAAGGAAGGGGAGGCAUCCAAGGCUUCCAAAGACCACAAGGAAAAGGAGACAGAUCCAAAGGAAAGAGAGGCAUCCAAGGCUUCCAGAGACCCCAAGGAAAGGGAACAGACCAAACACCCAAGAUCCCAAAGAGAAAGGGAUCAGAGCAGAAUACCAGAGAGGUGAAGGAAGAGCGGGGAAACAGAUCUCCAGAGGACAGAAGGAAAGGGGAGCUGACUAGCCCUCCAGAGACUCGAAGGAAAGGAGCGCAGAGCAGAUCUCCAGAGACCCACGGGAAGGGAGCCAGACCCAAACCCUUUCCUUUCCUCUGGCCCCCACUUACCCACCCACCUACCCACCUCCUCCUCCUCCGGCC